AAGCAACACGUAGGAAACACAAGCAGUGCAUUUCACCAUUCACACAAAAGCUGCGUGUGCAGUGCUUGUGGAUUCAUUUUUAGCCGAGUCCAGAGAUGCCUUACCAAUUCACUCCAUCAUAUCGUAGUCCUGUGUCCUCAACAGCAGUCAGCAGCCAGUCUGACGGGAAGACGUUUGAGCAGCUGAGGCAGGAAUGUCUGCAAAAGAAGAAACUAUUUGAAGAUCCUGACUUCCCUGCGUGUGACUCAUCCCUUUUCUACAGUGAAAGUGUGCCCAUCAAUUUUGAAUGGAAGCGACCGCGGGAAAUUUGUACAGAUCCUAAGUUCAUUCUAGAUGGAGCUGACAGAACUGACAUCUGCCAAGGCCAGCUAGGGGACUGCUGGUUGCUGGCUGCUAUUGCUUCUCUGACCAUCCAGAAGGAAGUCCUUUCCAGAGUGGUUCCUGAAGACCAGAGCUUUGAUCAAGGCUAUGCUGGUAUCUUUCACUUCCAGUUCUGGCAGCAUAGUCAGUGGGUUGAUGUGGUCAUUGACGACAGACUGCCCACAGUCCGGAAUCGCCUGGUUUUUGUUCAUUCAGCUGAAAACAAUGAGUUCUGGAGUGCUUUGCUUGAGAAAGCAUAUGCCAAGCUGAAUGGAAGCUAUGAGUCCCUAAAGGGUGGCAGCACCCUGGAAGCCAUGGUGGAUUUCACAGGUGGCUUGGGGGAAGUAUAUGAAACUAAGAACCCCCCAGAGAAUCUCUUCCAGAUUCUGCAGAAGGCCCUGGAAAGGAGAUCAAUGCUUGGGUGCUCAAUUGAUAUCACAAGUUCUGCAGAGUCAGAGGCCAUGACAUCUACUGGCUUGGUUAAGGGACACGCCUAUUCCAUCACAGCUGUUGAAGAGGUUAAUUAUAUGGGGAGAAUGAUCCAACUUAUCCGCAUCAGGAACCCCUGGGGAGAAGUGGAAUGGAAUGGACCAUGGAGUGACAAUUCUAGAGAGUGGAAUAUUAUUGACAAGGCAGAGAAGAAGCGCAUUCUUCAAAAUUCCAUGGAAGAUGGUGAAUUCUGGAUGGAGCUUGAAGACUUCAAGGCAAAUUAUGACAGGAUUGAAAUCUGCAACCUUACACCAGAUUCCCUGUCAGAAAACAAUGAGCGAAAGUGGGAGGUGACCGUAUUUGAGGGGAACUGGAUCCGUGGCUCAACAGCUGGAGGUUGCCGUAACUACAUUGAUACAUUUUGGACGAAUCCGCAGUACAAGUUGACUUUGCGGGACCCUGAUGAGAGUGACAAUGAAGAUCAAUGCAGCAUGAUCGUCGCACUAAUGCAGAAGAACAGACGGAAGCUGCGCAAAGAAGGUCUAGACCUGGAGACCAUUGGCUUUGCAAUCUAUGAGACUCCUCGUGGCGAAGAUCACCUUGACAAAGAUUUUUUCCGUUACAAUGCCUCCAAAGCCCGAAGCAAGACUUACAUCAAUGUGCGAGAAAUUUCCCAGCGCUUCCAGCUUCCCCCAGGGAAUUACCUCCUUGUUCCAACUAUUUUCCAACCCCACCGUGAGGCUGACUUCAUGCUCAGAAUCUUCACAGAGACAAAAGUGGACAGUGUAGAAAUGGGUAAUACAAUCAAAGCUGACCUGCCAGAUCCACCCAUGCCAAGCAAACCAGAAGAGGAGAGCCAAGAGGAAAGAGGCUUGAGGGCACUCUUCAAGCAGAUUGCAGGCUCAGAUCAAGCCAUUAGUGCCAAGGAGCUACAACAUGUGCUCACAGAAGUGCUGAGAAGACGAAAGGAGAUCCAGUUUGACAACCUGACCCUUGAUACUUGCCACAGCAUUAUAAACCUCCUGGAUGUGGAUAACAGUGGUACUCUGGACUUUCAAGAGUUCAAGAUCUUCUGGGAUAAGUUUAAAAAAUGGAUGAUGCUGUUCCUCUCGUUUGACACGGACAGAAAUGGCCUCAUGUCUGCAUACGAGCUGCGAAGUGCUCUCAGCGCAGCAGGCAUGCAAGUCAACAACAAGAUCCUGCAGCUACUGUCCUUGAGGUUUGCUGACCCCAACCUUAACAUUGACUUUGAUGAUUACCUCACCCUCAUGGUGCGCUUGGAGAACAUGAUUAGGGUUUUCCAGGCAAUAGAUAAAAGCAAACGAGGAGUGGUUUCAAUGAAUUUUUCUGAGUUCAUUUUCCUCUCCAUGAAUGUUUGAAAAUAAACAUCAGCAGUGCUGCCAAAGAAAACUUCUGUAUCUGAUGGAAGACAACAGUUCACCAUAUUUUCCACCAUGAAUUAAAGCUACGUGUGUGUCUGUUUCCUCAUGUAGCUUUAUGAGUAAGUUCAUAAUUCAUGUACUGUGAAAAAAAUGCUUGCUGAAUUUAGGGGCAAAAGGUUUUGAUUGGGAAUGGAAUGUUUAUAUUUUGUUUUUAUUGGGAUGCGGUUCCAUAUUUUAACUUUUUUUACUAACAGUAUAUUUUAGAAUGGCAUUGGGGGUUUCUUAGUAUUUGUUCCUGAUCACUUUUGAUUUUAUAUAUCUUAAGUGGGCAAUGCUGCAUUGUUUUUUUUUUGUUUUUGGUUACUAUCACUACAAGUGUUUCAUCAAAUGUCAUAAAAUGCAACUCCAUUGACUUUUUCUAGACUUACAAAAUUUAUUUCACAUGAAAUAUGAUUCAAUUUAUGUUCCAGUCAACAAUGAAAGACCAGAGACCAACCCUAUAUAACAAGUUGAGAAAUUAAAAUAAUGUUGAUAUCACUACUACAUUUUAUUAGUUUCAAGCGUAUUAAUGAUAAGGGAUAAAACUGGGCAAUGGAUAAGAUGCAGGGGUCUAUCAGGUGGACAAUAUGGGUUUUGGAAGGAAUAUCCAUAAUGAGCUCACUGUCUCAGCAGAUUUUUUUAUUGAUUUGUGUUCACUGUUAACAGUCAAGAAACAAAUAAAAAUUUAC
Scleropages formosus (Asian bonytongue) is the source of this 2899-nucleotide messenger RNA. RefSeq names its product calpain 9 (gene capn9). Gene Ontology annotation, cellular component: cytoplasm. The coding region runs from base 96 to 2168 and encodes 690 amino acids. The record is from RefSeq and is a predicted model, not a curated record. Gene Ontology annotation, molecular function: calcium-dependent cysteine-type endopeptidase activity; calcium ion binding. The transcript has 20 exons. Gene Ontology annotation, biological process: proteolysis. NCBI's taxonomy places the organism in Eukaryota, Metazoa, Chordata, Actinopteri, Osteoglossiformes, Osteoglossidae.